AUGAGCUUUGAACCAUAUUUAGAGCAAGACAAUGAUGAAGAGUCACCGACCCGCCUCAACGAAGUCCAUUCAGAUGAACCUCGGCCUGGGAAACGCAAGCGCACCAGCAAAGACGAUACCCAAGGGCCUUCGUGUUCUUUAUGUCGCAGGCGAAAGGCAAAGUGCUCGAGAGAUCAACCAUGCGGCACCUGUAUCAAGCUUGGUGCCGAAUGCAUAUACGACCAGGAAAAGUCAAAGCCAGGCAUGCGAGCGGGGGCUAUCGAGACAUUAACUCAGCGUAUAGCGACGCUGGAAAAUAUGUUUGUUGGCCAGAGUGUUCUCUGGCAGCAGAUCUGGAAAAGCAUCAAACAACCAAAUAUCCAGGAGUACGGGCGAACCCCAGAAUCACAUCCAGAAAUUUCAAUCCAGCAGAUGGAGUCAGAGGUCCGAAGACAUCUCACUGAAUUGCCAUUGUCGGAAAUUGGUCAACAGGUGGACUCGGUAGUGGAAGGAAUUCAACCAGGAAGCACAUUUAGUGCAACAAAUACGCGCCAGCCGAAAAUUACUUCCGGUAUUCAACAUCAGGUUAGCCUGGGUACUCUCCCUCCAGACGAUCUAGUAGACUCUAUGGUCAACAUAUACUUCAACCAGAUCCAUCCUUGGAUACCUAUGUUGCAUGAGCCAACAUUUCGAGGGCUGCUCUCCAAUAGUUCCGGAAGAGCGCGAGUGUCAACAAUACUAUACGCUAUCGUAUCUCUCUGUAUACGAUUCUCAGACGAUCCACGGCUACAGAACGCUCCACAACUCCGUGCUCAAUACUCCACUAGCUGCCGCCAGACAGUCAUUCUUGCAAGUAUGGAGUCCUUUUCGGUCGAGAACUUGCAAGCAAUGACCAUUUGUGCAUUUGACAUCAUUGGCAGCGGUAGAGGUCCCUCGGCAUGGUCCAUAGUCGGCAGUAUGUCUAGAACUGUCGAACAACUACGCCUCAGCACCGAGCAGGAGGAGGAGGAAACCCAGUCAAAUCAGUCCAGGUCAAAGGCUCUUAUCGAGAGGGUGGCGUUUCUCCCUCCAGCGUCAACAUGGGCCGAAGUAGAAGAGCGGCGCAGGAUCUUCUGGAAUGUGUUUCUCAUGGACCGCUUCUGCAGUAUUUGUACUGGUUGGAACCUGUCAUUGACCAGUGCUGAUGUCACGAGGAGGCUGCCUUGUGAGGGCGCCAUAUGGGAGACUGGGGAGCCAAGCCAGACUCCUACUCCGUACUUUGGAAUCUCAACUCGGUCCCAAGACCGCGAGACAGAUUGUUUACCAGCCGCUCGCGAUACCGAAGAUGGCCAGGCUUCUCUAGGAGGCUUCGCGUUUUGUAUAGAGGCAACGGAGAGUCUGAGUCUUGUCACGUCCUUUUUUCUCCAAUACCGAGUUGAUUUCAAGGAGGUCCAUAAAGUCCAGAGAUGGUUUAUAAGAUUCAAGCAGUUAGAUUUGCGACUCGUACAAUGGAAGGUCUUUCUCCCUGAGAAAUGGCGCAAGGCUUGCCAAUACAAUAAUGACGGCAACUUGGAUCCCAAUCUCGUCCUUGCGCAUAUAGCACACAACACUGCCGUUGUCCUCCUGCAUCAGGGCUUGGCUUAUCCACCAGCAGAAUGGCAGUCUCUUCCUGUCAAGCUGCCUUCUGCUUCCAGUGCAGAGACUUGUCAGGUUGCGGCUGACGAGGUUGCAACGAUUGCAGAGCAAUUCCUUGGCCACUCACGUAUAAUCAUCAGUCCGCAGUUUUCUUUUUGUCUCUUCGUGUGCGGUAAGAUGCUGCUGACCCAUGCCGCAUACUUCCAGUCCACCCUCACUUCAUCCUUUGAUUCGAUCAUAACGAGCCUCGAGGAGAUAUCUCAGAGGUGGAACGGGUAUCAGCCUCCAGCCCGAGCCAAUCUGGCUUCCAAAUUCUGCUCACGCCUCAAGAAGGCUCGCAUCGAAGGUUCCGGUGCGGUCGAUAUCCGAGAAGCUUUUUCUGAGAAGCCAGACGCUAUUCCCUCAUCAAGAAAUGCGGAUAUUAGCUUUCGUAGUACCGAGCUUGAAAGGACGACUGGUGCAUUAAAUGGAGAAAUCGGCAUUAAUAGUACUCAGACGGAGUCGCCCGAGAGCAUUUCCCUGGCUUUCCCGCCACUUCCUCUCUCAUUUCAGAUUGGAAGCGCACCUCAUGAUUCCAUAUUCGCCGCGCCAGCAAAGGCUGGUAAUGACAUGGGAGAAGUGGUCAGUACGGAUAUGAAUAUGGUGGGGAAUUGCCUUGACUUUUAUGAUCUCUCAGAGCAGACGUUUCUUCCGUCAGAGCGCGUUAGUAUGCUGAGUCGUUCGUAUAUUGGAGACUGA
Messenger RNA from Fusarium sp. VM40, 2331 nucleotides. Lineage: Eukaryota; Fungi; Ascomycota; Sordariomycetes; Hypocreales; Nectriaceae. The record is from the annotation of a GenBank genome assembly.